AUGCUUGUUAUGGCCAAUCAACAUUCGCUGCUGGCUUAUACUUGUUGCCUUGUUGCUGCACUUUCGGUGCGUGAACCAUUGAUACCACUGUACUCGAUAAGGGGUGAAAACCCUCAGCAAACACAAACGCUUAUGCUGGAAUCGUUGAAGCAGCGAUUCUCAUUCUGCCCUCUUGGACAAGCUCGUAAUUUCGGUGAUCUUGCCGUACUUAUGCGAGUUGUUUUGGCUGCCGAAGCAGCAAAAAUUUUAACAGCUUCAUUGACGGAUAAUAUUGCUCGACGAGUGGAUCCCGUAACGGUCGAGAAUGCACCAAAAGGUGCAUACGAAUGUCAGAAAUUAAAGGAUUGCGUGUACAUCGAUCCAAGUUCAGUGCUGUACAAGGGCGAACCAGAUUGGGUGCUUUAUCAGGAAAUUAUUGAGAGGAAGGAUAAGAAAUGUAUGCAAAAUGUGAUGUCCGUUGAAGAAAGCUGGUUACCCCGUUUGGCCAGUUCGUAUUGCUGCUUCACACCCAUCAAAGAUGCGGAACCAAGGUAA
Messenger RNA from Gongylonema pulchrum, 534 nucleotides. Lineage: Eukaryota; Metazoa; Nematoda; Chromadorea; Rhabditida; Gongylonematidae. The record is from the annotation of a GenBank genome assembly.